Molecule: messenger RNA, 3048 nt
Organism: Petromyzon marinus (sea lamprey)
Lineage: Eukaryota; Metazoa; Chordata; Hyperoartia; Petromyzontiformes; Petromyzontidae
Source: RefSeq, a predicted model, not a curated record
GUUGUUCGUUAAAUUUAAGGCUCAAUCGGCUCGUUCAAAAAGAGUUUUUUUGGAGGCGGUCAGUUACCGGAGGGGUGCACACAGGAGGAGAGAGAGAAACCCGUUCUGGCCGAGGCGUUAGUCGGUGGGGAGCGAAGGGAGGCUUCAGUCGCGUCGACUCCUGGUGGGGUGGGGGGCAGACGAUGUCGAGCCCUUGGAAGCUGCUCUCGCCUGUCAACUGGGCACGGUGGACGUGGUCGGCCGUGCAGACUGGAGGUGCGUUCGGAGCCCAUCUGGUGCAGAAGGUGUCGAGCAGAGGCUCGGAGCCGUCGCCUGACGAGUUGGAGAGCGAGCCGGGACAACAAAUACUGUCGCCGGACGGCGAGGGGGGUGGCUACCAGGGUCGAGAAUUCUGGGCGGACGCUGCUGACCCUUCGUUGGACGAUGACUCGGAAGACGGGGGUGGUCGAGUCGGCGAUUUGAGCGACCAAGAGCUUCCCUCCGACUCGGAGUGUUUCGACACGGACCAGGCCGAUGAGACGCUCAAACCCUCACGCCUGAACCUGGACGGUCCACAGGAGCAGGACUGCGAGCCUCCUGCCACCUGCGUCAAAGGUAGCGAGACGCCACGGAGCGACCAGCCGCUCAACGGCGUCGAAGCUGCCGAGUCCCAGUCCGAGUCCACAGAGUCCGAAACGCUCGUAUCUGACGGCACGCUGCGAACCGAGGAGAUAGACGAGGUGUUGUCGCAAGGGAGCGAGUCUGCUGCGGCCAGAGAGGGCAGCGAGGAGGACAUGUCGACGGGGUAUUCGCCGUCGCUGGGAUCGGCGAAGCCCUGUGGAGACGUCUCCAAAGGCAAAAACAAAUCGCCGGAAAAAAGUGCCACGCGACUUGGAGUAAAGAAGCCAUCCAGAUUCUCAGCCGACCAGAAGUCCGAUAGCAAUUUAAUUACCGCUGGCAAUGGACCUCAAAUAAAGGGCAAUUACAUGAUGGACUUCAGCAAACUGGAGGACUCCAAUUUUAAUCCGUUUGCAACAACGUCGCAGUUACCCGGCUCCCCCGUGCCCAUGAAGGCGACGCAAUCCUUCGACACGGGCGGCCACUGUGACGCGUCGGAUUUGCUGGCGGCGAGCGCCAAGCUGCCCGGCGUGCCCCUGCACCGCGAGUCCCCCGACGGGGGAGACGUGGCGGGGGGUGGCAGCGAGGCAGAGUCGGGCGAUGGCGAGGACGGCAGCUCCAAGAGCUCGCAGAAGAAGAAGAAGAGAGCUGUCAUUAAAUCCAGAGCUACAUUCCGAGUGAAGAACCGGUUCAGAAACGCGUCGACCUCCGACAACGCCCAGGACCCAGCCCUCGACCUGGAUGCCGACGCAGCCAUGGCAGCCCUCGCCACAGACGAAGAGAAAAUGCAACGCGCGUCGUCGGCCACCGCUGCCAAUGCCACGGCCUUCUCGCUCGAUGGUCAUUCGGCAGAGACCACGCCGGGGGCACCGGACGCCGCCCGGCAGGACGAGGCCGUCUUGUGCGCCGCGAGAAACGGAAAUUUGUCGCCGGCUCCUGCAGGCAAACGAGCAGAGGCAUCGGGCGCCCCAGCCAUGCCAAGCGGAGGCCAGAUGCUGGAGAUUGACUACCUGGAGCAGUUCGGAAUGAGUGGCUUCACAGAGUCGGACUUGAGGAAGCAAUCGCUCUUCGUGAAGUUUGACCCACUGCUGGCAGACGACCCCAAGGCCUUACCUCGUCCGGUCACCAAGAGGCGGCAGAAUGACAGGCCCAGUGAAGAGGCUGCGGAAUCCGGACAAAGUGUGGCCGGUGCAAUCGCUACAGCGAAGGUGGAUCUGCUCUCCGUAUCACCUGAUAAGGUGUUACAGUGUCUGGAGAGGGUAGCGAGCACGCCCGCCGCUCUGGACGGUGACACGAUCGUGGAGGUCCUCAAGUACAGCCAGCGCGACAUGGACACGGCACUCAAGGCAGCCAGGGACAAGAAUGUUACUGUGGAUCAGGAAGCAACCGUGUGGAAAGAGAAAUGCAGAGAAGCAGAGGAGAAGCUGGAGGCGAUGAGAAAGCUCCUUAAGGAGUAUGAAGUGGCGAUGGCGCAGAUGAUGGAUGACGAGCAGCGGGGCAAGGCGGCGUUUGAGCGCACUGUGCAGCAGCUGACGAGCGAGAAGGAUCAGGCACUCGCGGACCUGAACUCGGUGGAGAAGUCUCUCUCGGAGCUCUUUAAGCGCUACGAGAAGAUGAAGAAGGUCAUGGAAGGCUUCAAGCAGAAUGAGGAAGUGCUGAAAAAGUAUGCUCACGACGCCCAGAUCCGUCUCAAGAAGGAGGAGCAAAAGUACCAGGCGCUCAAGGCCCAUGCCGAGGAGAAGAUCAACAAGGCGAAUGAGGAUAUAGCUCACGUGCGCAACAAGGCGCGCACAGAGUGCCUGGCGUUGGACGCCAGCCUGCGCAAAGAGCAGAUGAAGGUGCAGUCCCUAGAGGUCAGCUUGAAGCAAAAGAUUCACGAUAAAGAAGAACUGACGAGGAUCUGCGAUGAGCUUAUUUCCAAAAUGGGUAAAAGCUGAUUGCUCUUCAUGAGUUGCAGAGGCAGAAGUUGAGCGGCGUGGACAAUGUGGCCACUUUUCCAUAAAACAUGAAAGAAAUUAUCACUCAAUUGCUGCAUGCCGAUAUUUGAGAUCAUGCCUUAUGCACAAACCUCAUGUUCCGUAUCACCACCACUGAUAUACCAUUAAAUGUCGUCACAGCUUAAUGAAAAAAAUAGCACAAUCUCAAAUACUUGGCUGCUCUACAUCGAGUGUUUCACAAGUGUCGUCCUUUCUGGCCUCGGGUUUGUAUAGAGAAAUUAAACUGCCUUCUGUGUGCUGGGGGGGGGGGGGUGAGGUGUUUCUACUGAGACGAAGGAGUGGUGAAGGAACCUGUAUCAGGGUUUAUUUUAAUUUGUUUAUUGCAUGUGUACGACAGCUGCUUGUGUGCAUUGUGAACACAGCCUGAUACGCAUCUUGCAUUUAUUUUGUCAUUGUUGCACUUGUGUACUUGUUGAAAAGGUUCUAAUAAAGUUUGUCCCACGUAACAACGCAA